AAAAAAAAAAAGAAAAAAAGCAGCCAGGCAUCAUGCGAGAGCCUGGCCCUCGCCAUCCUCCUCUUCCUCAGCAUCCUUCCUCCCGCCCCCUUGGUCCGCCCCUCCUCCCCUCCCGGGCACGCCGAGAGCCAAACCCCCGCUGAUACUCGCCGCCCGCUGCGCUGACCCCACGCAUCUCGCAGUGGGCAGGGGGUCACAGGGAGGCCGGGGUGCCGAGAGCCCGGCCCCGCUUAAAUACCUCCGCACCCGCCUCCCCAGCCGCACAACUCGCCCGGUGAGGGGCCGACAGCAGCCAGAGUCCCGCAGCAGCAGCAGCCGCCGCAGCCACCGGGGACAUCCGCGCACCGCCGCCGAGGGACACAGCAGCCACAUGCCUGCUCACUUGCUACAAGACGGGGAGUUCUCCCCUGCUUCCAGCACCACCACCAUCACCUCACGGGUGACCAAGAAUGGGAACGCCGUCGUGGAGAAGGACUUUCUCACUCAUGACGCUGUGGCAGCAGAACGAGGCAUGGUAGAUGAUCUCUUUGAUGAAACCUACCGUGAGAAGGAAGGCCCCAGGCCCCCUGUGGUAUACGUCUGGAGGAAUAUCAUCCUCAUGAGCCUGCUGCAUCUAGGGGCCAUAAUCGGGCUGACGCUGAUCCCUUAUGCAAAGAUCCAGACCUUGGCAUGGGCCAUUCUGUGUUUCAUGUUGAGUGCUCUCGGGAUAACAGCUGGAUCUCACCGCCUCUGGAGCCAUCGAACCUACAAAGCCACACUGCCCCUGCGGAUCUUCUUGACUAUUGUGAACUCUAUGGCCUUCCAGAAUGACAUCUUUGAGUGGGCCCGGGACCACCGUGUCCAUCACAAGUUCUCUGAGACAGAUGCAGACCCUCACAAUGCAAUGCGGGGCUUCUUCUUCUCCCACAUUGGCUGGCUGCUGGUACGCAAACACCCAGAUGUCAUAGAGAAGGGCCAGAAGCUGGACCUGAGUGAUUUAAAAGCUGACAAAGUGGUGAUGUUCCAGCGGAGAUACUACAAGCCCUCGGUUGUGUUGCUGUGCUUCACAGUGCCCACUGUAGUGCCCUGGUACUUCUGGGAUGAAUCCAUCAUCAUCAGCUUCUUCAUUCCAGCCAUCCUGCGCUACACCUUAGGGCUCAAUGCCACCUGGCUAGUGAACAGUGCUGCUCACAUGUUUGGCAAUCGCCCGUAUGAUCAGAACAUCAACCCACGGGAGAACCCGCUGGUCAGCGUGGGGGCCCUAGGAGAAGGUUUCCACAACUACCACCAUACAUUCCCCUACGACUACUCCGCCAGUGAGUAUGGCUGGCGCUUCAAUCUAACCACAGCCUUUAUCGACCUCAUGUGCCUCCUGGGGCUGGCCAGCGAUCGCAAGAGGGUCUCCAAGGAGGUCAUCAUGGCCCGGAAAAUGCGGACUGGAGAUGGGAGUCACAAGAGCGGCUGAGUUCCUUCUUCCCCUCACACACACAUCCACACCUCUCCUUCCUCCUUUUUCUCCCUUUCUCCUUUCCUGACCCCUCCGAACACGCUGGACAAAGGUUUAAUGUUCUGUUUACUAACUACUGAAUAAUGCUACCAGUUUGCUUACGAUAAUGAUAAUGAUUUUUAACCUCCUCCCAUGGUGUAUUUUAUGUGAUGUAUUUAAGACCUGGAGCUCUGCCUUUGUAACACCAGGCCACCCCUUUCCCCCACCCCUGUCCCUUUUUGUUCUCAUUUCUAACUCCUUUGACCUGUCUUCUGCUUUACUUCAUCCCUGCCUCCCCCAGUGGAGGAGCUGGUGGGAAGCAGCCUGGGCCAUUGCAGCCCACUGCAUACCACAUUGCUGAGGGAUGCCUAUGCCAUCCAGCUGAAGAUUUGAGCUGAAGUCAGUGUGACCGUCUCCCCAAAAUUCCCUCCCCUCCUUCCUCUGUCCCUCCUGUCUCAAGGGCUGCUUAUGCUUGGCAUGGCUAAACCACUGUCUGGGAUAAGCAGCCCUGUCCCUUUCCCUUACUGUUGGGUGCAGAGUGUGGGGAGUGGCUCUCCACCUCUCAGCCUUCUGGUGGUAGGAGGAGAGCCUCAAAGGCAUCUGAGAGCUCCAGGCAGAUCUUGGGUGGUUUUGUUGGAUGCUGCCGAGAUUUUGCCAGCAAAUAGGAUGUGCCAAAAUUGAGAGGGGGAGAAGGAUGUAAACCAAAGCUUCACCACUGUAUUAAGCUGCUUUACAUGCUGGAGGAAUAGUAUCCCCACAGAUGUCCCGGUGUCCCUGUAUGACCCAGAGUUUGGGUGCAGGGACACAGGGGACACAGCUGGUAUGGCGAGGGAGCACCUGUGUGCUCAGGAGGGUGUGAGGACAUCUUGGAAGACCUACAAAGCAUGUCUCUCCCUCUGCAUGGGCUCUGCUUGGUCGAUUAACAAGUGCCUGACAAACACCGAGAUAGAGCGAGGCAGAAAGGAGCUGAGGGGUUUUGCAGUCCCUGGCUCCCUGAGGGAUGGGGAUGCACUCUCAAGAGAACACAGGAGAGAACACAGCUCCCUGUUAGUCCCUUAGCUUGCUUCCUGGCUCCCUGUGACUGCCAGCCUGCUGCUCAGCCUGGUGAGCAAGCUGCUGUCCCGCUAUGCAGGCAGCGCGGGUGGUGAGGCAGCGCAAAGGUCGGUUAUAUCACCCGGGCCUGAGACAGCGUGGGCAGGCAGCUGAAGGGUGUGUUGGGAAAAAGAAGUUCCUGUGGGUGUUGUUUCCUGCAAGCUGCACAGGCUGCAGCAGGAGUUCAUGUCAUGGGUGCAGUGGCCCCUCACCAGGCUGAAUGAGCUUUUUAUUUUUUUCUUCCUUAGCUCCCCUCACCAUUAUCCAUUUUUAUUUUUGCAAUUAGUUGUAGCAAUAGUAUCAAUUAUGUUGCUUAAAUGCAUGGAUGGAACCAGAGGAAAGCAUAAGAGGUGACCAGGAAGGGGUAACGUUGGAGCAGAUUGGUGGCAUCCCCCUGGUUCUGGGGGCAGCUCAUCCACCCAGCCCCUUGCCCUGCUCCCCACAGAUCAGCCUGGCAAGCCUCCCUGCAGCCACCCACUAUGGCUUUGCUGCUCUGAGACAUGUGGGAACCAGGACUGCUUUGCAGUGCUCUCUGUAACUCUCUUUAGCUCAAGGCUCUGAAAAGCAGCUCUUCUCCUCUCCUUUCCCUUCCCUGCUGCAGCCUUGUCACUGCUCAUCAGCAGGGCACCUCUGCUCUGGGCCACCAGGGCCGAUGUGGUCUCCAUCUGAGGGCUGUGAUGAGGAGCUCACAGCAUUCCAAAGGUAGCAGCAAUGGGCUGAAGGCAGCAUCCUUACAGCCCUGCUGCUUUGUUGGGGUUAAAGGUGAGAAACACAUUUAGCUCUACAACUGAGGGCUGCCUUCACCAGCCCCCUGUGAGCUCCUUUAAAUCUCCAGAGAGGAUGAGGUGCUCCAGCCAGAGCUGUGAAGGGGGGAAGGUGAGGAGAACAAUUCCUUGCUCCUGGUGCCCUCAGCCACAACAUUCCCUGUGGCAGAGAAGUGUGCGUGACAUGCUGCAACAGCUCACGUCCUCCCAGCAGAGAAAGCAGGGCCUGACUGACACCAAGGGUUCCUUCUGAAUUUCAAGUGCUGAUUUGGGUCCAGAAUCUGGAAUUAGGGUGGAAGCUGAGGAACAGUAACCAAACAGUCCUGGUGUUUGCCCAGUCACUUUCAAGGUAGAUUGGCAAAUAUCUCUGGGUGCCUUAAAUCUUUCUUUAAUAUACAUAGAAGUAUUGACAGCUGUUUGCUGCUUUUUGUUUUGUUGGUUUUUUGGGAUUUUUUUUUUCAUUUUUUUUUCUUUUUUUUUUUUUGCUGAAUUAUGAACAUUUGAGGGGUUUCUUAAUUAUUUAAUUGCCUACAUUGAACUGUGGGUGCAGGUGAUUUUGAAUGUACUUGAGUUAGAAAUUUUUUUGUUAGAUUAAGAAACAGAUAGAACAUUUUAGGUAGACCUCUGUUGGAGAUAUAUAUAUAUAUCUAUAUACACACCUAUAAAUAUAUAUAUAUAUUUUUGGUGGCAUGUUUGUAUCCUGGAUGCAUCGUCUGUAUGUUUAGUGUAAAUGAGUCUGUGAGAGGUGGAAGCGGAUGAGGCGGCAGCGGGGCCGUUCCCUGAGCCCAGGUGAGCAUCUUCCUCACCUGGGGUGAAGCAUCUUCCAGGCCUGUUCCCAGUCCUGGUGGUAUCACAGAGAGCAAGUGUUGGGUGCUCGGGGAAGGACUGGAGAGCUGAACCUACACGCUGCCUGAGCUCUGUCAUUGCUGAGAGUAGGAUAUGAUUUUUCACAGCUUAGGGAUUUCUGCAUAGUAGUAUAGAUCUGUUUUGUGUACUGGAAAAGGAAAGAAAACACAACAACAACAACAACAAACAAAAACCUUUUUGAAAUAAUUUCUACUAAUACGGAAACAAACAUCUGGUUGUGCUGAUCUGGAGUUUUAUUUGUUCAUAAUAAAAAUGUUACUUUAAGA
This is a messenger RNA of Coturnix japonica (Japanese quail), 4454 nucleotides long. RefSeq names its product stearoyl-CoA desaturase (gene SCD). Gene Ontology annotation, molecular function: iron ion binding; stearoyl-CoA 9-desaturase activity; palmitoyl-CoA 9-desaturase activity. Gene Ontology annotation, cellular component: endoplasmic reticulum membrane. The record is from RefSeq and is a predicted model, not a curated record. NCBI's taxonomy places the organism in Eukaryota, Metazoa, Chordata, Aves, Galliformes, Phasianidae. Gene Ontology annotation, biological process: response to fatty acid; unsaturated fatty acid biosynthetic process; monounsaturated fatty acid biosynthetic process.